UUGUCUUGAAAUCAGCUGGGUGCCCUCAAAAAAAAAUUAGAAUACUGCAGUGCUUGCUUUUUUAAUCAUUUCAUAUUAGUUUCCCAUAUCCACCAAAUAAAUUAUCUGUUUGGCAAAAUGAACCAUUAAGGAAUUGUAAAUACGAGCAGAAAUUACACUAGUUUAUAGGUUCAGAACAAAACAGUGGGUUUUGUUUCGUUUCCCUUGACUAAGGGGAGAUAAUUAAUGUUACAGUGUAAAAUAUCCUUUAUACUCCCCACAACAGCAGCUAUACUCUUCACGCUGCCACCUCCUAUGUGUAACCAUCGUAAACAUCUAAAGAUUAACGGGUGAUGAGUGCGAGUGAGUCCGUCGCCAUUUUGGUCAAUACCGGAUCCAACCUUGAACCCCCGAUCGCUCCCCAUCGUCCCAUCGUACCCCUAUCGGUAGUGUGCCACAGCAGCGACGGAGAAGACGUGCCUCUUGUACCGGAGGUCGCUUUUGACGGCAAUUUGGAUUCGCCGGGGAUCAAUAGGGAGUCUCAGCCCCUUUUGGGGGGUAUUGAGGUCUCUUACAACCAGUUUCCAGAUGAUCCAGAGUUCAGUGAAUUAAUUUGGCAAGCCGAAAACGCCAUAGAUAAUGGGAUAUUUCCUGAAAGGAUUUCUCAAGGGUCAAGUGGAUCAUACUUUGUGAAAAACCCUGCCGGGAAAAUUAUAGCCGUAUUUAAGCCAAAAGAUGAGGAGCCCUACGGCAGACUAAACCCAAAGUGGACCAAAUGGAUGCACAAGUUGUGCUGUCCGUGUUGCUUCGGUCGGUCAUGCUUGAUCCCAAACCAGGGUUACCUUUCGGAGGCAGCAGCUUACCUCGUCGAUAGUAAAUUAGGAUUAAAUAUCGUUCCAAAAACUAGGGUAGUAAAAUUAGUAUCAGAAACAUUUAAUUACUUAAGGAUAGAUAGACAAAAGGCUAGGGUAAAACGAGCAAUUAUGGAACAAUUUCCCAAUGUGGGCUUACGGUUUAAUAGGAUAGGAUUGCCACCAAAGGUAGGAUCAUUCCAAUUAUUUGUCGAUAACUUCAAAGACGCUCAUUACUGGCUCUCAAAAUUCGAAAUGCAGCCUCUACCACCACCAAUAUCGAAGAAGUUUCAAUUACAAUUUGAACGAUUAGUCGUGCUAGAUUAUAUUAUUAGGAAUACAGAUAGGGGGAAUGAUAAUUGGUUAAUAAGAUAUGACCAACCAACGAUAGCCAACGGACACACGGUAAGCGCCCAAGUGGAGUUAAGCGACAGCACCGAUUGGAGUUUAGUUAAUAUGCCGGAAAUUAGGAUAGCGGCCAUUGACAACGGUUUGGCUUUCCCGUAUAAACAUCCGGAUAGUUGGAGGGCAUAUCCUUACCAUUGGGCGUGGUUGCCUCAAGCCAAAGUACCAUUUGGUAAAGAGAUUAAGGAUUUAGUGCUGCCUUUGUUGGGCGAUAUGAAUUUUGUACAGGAUUUAUGUGAUGAUCUUUAUCUUCUGUUUAAACAAGACAAGGGUUUCGAUCGUAAUCUGUACGAGCGACAAAUGUCUGUGAUGCGGGGCCAAAUUUUAAAUCUAACGCAAGCUCUCAAGGACGGCAAGUCCCCGGUGCAGUUAGUGCAAAUGCCGGCGGUUGUUGUAGAAAAGAGAGAAUCUUUUUAUAGGUCCCAAGGACACCACCAUCGGUUCUUCAACUUUACCCAGCGAUUUCAGGAUAAGAGCCCAUUCUUUUCAUGGUGUUAACAUUGGCGUUUUCUAUUUUUGUAUAAAGGUUGGUUUGCACUGUAGAAAGAAUAACUCGUUUUAUGCAACAUUUACGAUUGAAGUCAAGUUUUAGAUUAUUCCAAUAUGGAUCUUCUAAUUUUCUUUAAAAAACUUUAUUUAAAUCCCCAGCAGGACGUCUUUUAUAUAUCUUAUAAAUUAUGUGAAUGUUUUUUACCAGUACCAUAAUUUUAUAAUUUCUAUAUUAUCUACUUUUCAUUUUUAAUCAUUAAAUUAAUGCUAUAGAUUUUAUAUGAUAAAUAAUAUAAUGUAUAUAUUGUGAUUUAAAAUUAUUAAUAGGAUUAAAGAAUUUACAGAAGCA
Molecule: messenger RNA, 2073 nt
Organism: Anthonomus grandis grandis
Lineage: Eukaryota; Metazoa; Arthropoda; Insecta; Coleoptera; Curculionidae
Gene: Pi4KIIalpha
Product: phosphatidylinositol 4-kinase type 2-alpha
Exons: 10
Coding region: 333-1733 (466 amino acids)
Biological process (GO): phosphatidylinositol phosphate biosynthetic process; Golgi organization; endosome organization
Cellular component (GO): trans-Golgi network; lysosomal membrane; endosome
Molecular function (GO): 1-phosphatidylinositol 4-kinase activity
Source: RefSeq, a predicted model, not a curated record